UUGUCUACUCACAGCCAAAGCUUCUAAAUGUAAGCACCUCACCUCAAAUCAACUCCAUAAAGGACAUAAAGGAAUUGAACCAAACCCACUCAUCAAAUAGCAUUUGAGCCAAUAGUCCAAUUACUUUCAGUUUCUUUAAAAAGGAGGUGACACAUGUUCACACGACCUGAAACUCCUAAACCCCUCAUCUAAAUUGAAUCUUGAUACCUUCACAUGAAAGCAGAGUCGGCACAUUAUGUCCCUGUCCAAUAUAUAACUCUAACUGGCAUAACUGGCAUAUGUUUCAGUAAACAGGUAAAAAAAACAACAUGUCCAAAUAUAUGAUUCUGUGUUUUGUAAAGGAGAACGGGCAGAAAUGUUCAGUCUGUAGAUGUUUAAAGCUGGUACCAACAAACCUCAUAAGACCUGCAGCUGGACCUGCGGACAGAGGUGGGUCUUCAUUCAAACUCCUUGAAAAACUGUAGACAUGUACACUUUUAAUGCUUUUGUCCAUUUUCAUGUGUUUUGUUGUGAAAAACCUGCAUCAGCUUAAAAGGAAAAUGAGCCUGUUUGUUGCUUGACUUAAUUAGUCUUCUGCAUUAAGGUCCAUUCAUUUAGUGACAUAAAACAGAUGUGUUAUUAAGACUCUCUCAGCAUCAAAUUCAGUAAAAGAAUUAGCCACAUUAGCUGUGACUCUGCAUGUGUGAUAUGUUGUGUUGCUAAAUAUUACUUUUAUAUUAGUCCCAAAAUACAUCAUAUGUUUUGGAAAGAGUCUCUAUGGGAUAGUUUAAUGUCUGCUGCAGCUUUGCUAUUGGUUCUUAGCUCAACCAAUCACAAGGCAGCCAGAAUGAUUCGUCCCAUAAAGUAGCACCUGUAUGUUUCUCACGCUCAAACUGUCGCCUUACCUUCCCACUUAAACACAUGGUACGAGACAAGCGUGAGCUCGACUAAACCCUACUAGUCAAACAUUUUAUCACUACCAGAUAACUCAGAAUGGGUUUACAAGGGGUUGGCUUUCUCCUCCAGUGUUACCUGAUGUUUGCAGCAGCAAUGUAUUUUGAUCUUGGAGAGCAGGAGCAAAAAUGCAUCAUUGAGGAGAUUCCUGAAGACACUCUAGUGACGGGCAACUUCUUCUUAGAGCCGUGGAACUUGAAGACAUUCAUUCAAUCUGCUCACCUCGGUGUCACCGUUACAGUCAGAGACCCAAACCACGAGAUUCAGAUGUCCAAACGCUAUGGAGACUUUGGCAAAUUCACCUUCACAGCUCAUGCCUCUGGUCAGCACUACUUCUGCUUCCAAACCAACUCCACCAGGUUCUCUGUUUUUGCUGGAGAAAGGCUGAUUGUUUUUCAUUUUCAACAUUUUGUUACACAGAAGCUACAUUUGGAUGUUCAGAUGGGAGAGCACUCAAUUAGUCCAAAUGUGGACAGAACCAAAGACAACCUGCUAACUCUUGAGAGCAAUCUCCAACAUCUCAUUGGUCAGAUGACAUAUAUCACCAGGCAGCAGGAGUACAACAGGGAAAAAGAGGAGCAUUUCCGUCUGAUCAGCGAAGAAACCAACGGCAAAGUGCUGUGGUGGGCUGUGAUACAAACCUUCAUUCUUCUCUCUGUUGGCAUCUGGCAGAUGAAACAACUCAAAGACUUCUUCAUCGCCAAGAAACUGGUAUGAUGAUGAGUUCUGGCCAGGAAAAGCUACACCUCCCAUCUGUCAACACCUGAGGGGCACUUUCUGUUCCACGAUAUAAGUAUUGUUUCAGGACCUGGAAAUACAAAUCAGGACAUGACCAUUUGAGAUAAUUCACAACUGUGUAUAGGUAAAAAAAUGAAGUUUUAAAAAUAAAGAAAGAUUUCACAAAAUAA
This is a messenger RNA of Girardinichthys multiradiatus, 1841 nucleotides long. RefSeq names its product transmembrane emp24 domain-containing protein 11. Gene Ontology annotation, biological process: intracellular protein transport; Golgi organization; endoplasmic reticulum to Golgi vesicle-mediated transport. Gene Ontology annotation, cellular component: endoplasmic reticulum-Golgi intermediate compartment; Golgi apparatus; COPII-coated ER to Golgi transport vesicle. The transcript is spliced from 5 exons. NCBI's taxonomy places the organism in Eukaryota, Metazoa, Chordata, Actinopteri, Cyprinodontiformes, Goodeidae. Bases 973 to 1650 code for a protein of 225 amino acids. The record is from RefSeq and is a predicted model, not a curated record.